Molecule: messenger RNA, 666 nt
Organism: Adineta steineri
Lineage: Eukaryota; Metazoa; Rotifera; Eurotatoria; Adinetida; Adinetidae
Source: the annotation of a GenBank genome assembly
AUGGGUAAUUAUCUUCAAAAUUUUCGUCGUGAUAUCGACGAUGACGACGACAACGAGGACGACGAUACGUCUAGAGAAAUCAGACGAAGAGCAGGAUGGUUUCCAGUAGGAUGCAUAUGUUGUUGUUUGGGGUUACUAUUCGUCAUCGCUGUUACAAUUAUUUGUUCAUUGAUUCCAUUAUUCUUAUCGAAACAAGAUGUUAAUGCUGCGGUGAAUAAUGGUGCAAUUUUGGACAUGGUUUUUGCUACUGAUCUUAGUAUUAGUUCUGCACAAAUAGUUACUAAUGGUGGUUCAUUAACCAGCCAAUUCUACAAAAAAAUGGGGUAUGCGAACGGUGUGUUAACUGUUAAAUCAAUUUCAUUAGAGACGGGUAGCAUUACAGCCAGCAGGACGAGGAAACGGCAAUUACGAAAUUCAGUAUCUUGCAGUGCAACUCAAGCAGGUUCUAGUGUGAGCGAAAGUGAAUAUCUUAGAAUUAUAGCCAUCGUUAACAUGUGCCCAAAAACCAAAUGCAAGACUGCUUAUUGUUUUACAAAAUGUGUCCCUGAAAUCAAGGCUGAUAUACUAGCUAAACUUGGAUCGACUUCAUUUAGUACUGUGACAAAUCUUGGAUCCUAUAUUGUUUCAUCGCGAUUUUGCGGAUUUGAUCAAGUUGUAUCAGAUUAA